CCACCGAGUUGAGGUCAGAGCAAAGAGCUAGGGGUCUCCGCUGACUGAAAUUUCAAUAUGGCAACCGUUGUAAUGUCUGCAUGAGUUUGUGUGUUGAAAAUGUUUUGAAUAUCGUAACGUAAUCGUGACAACCGGUCGACGUAUCGUGCAUAGGCCUGACUGGUGUGGGUUGCCAGUCACCGCGCCGCCAGCGCUGAACUUUGCCAGUAGGGUAGUAAAUUAGCUAAUAGGUAUUCGAACGCAAUCGACGAUCCUGCGACAUUAGGCGGGCUUAGAGGCCAUCGACGAUGGGAAAACAAAACAGCAAACUCAAGCCGGAAGUGUUGGAAGACCUCAGACAAAACACCGAGUUCUCGGAUGCCGAGAUCCAAGAAUGGUACAAAGGUUUCUUCAAGGAUUGUCCGAGCGGCCACUUGAGUGUGGAGGAGUUCAAGAAAAUUUACGGCAACUUCUUUCCGUACGGCGACGCAUCGAAGUUUGCAGAACACGUGUUUAGGACGUUCGACGCGAACGGGGAUGGAACUAUCGAUUUUCGGGAGUUUCUUUGCGCCCUGAGCGUCACAUCCCGUGGUAAACUUGAACAGAAACUCAAAUGGGCAUUCGGCAUGUACGACCUGGACGGUAACGGAUACAUCUCGCGGCAAGAGAUGCUGGAAAUAGUGACGGCGAUCUACAAGAUGGUAGGCACCGUAAUGAAGAUGCCGGAGGACGAAUCGACGCCGGAAAAAAGAACGGACAAGAUUUUCCGGCAAAUGGAUAAAAACAAAGACGGGAAACUUUCGUUAGACGAAUUCAUCGAGGGAGCGAAGAGCGAUCCGUCCAUAGUACGGCUGUUGCAGUGCGAUCCGCAGGCCCAGUGAGUGCUCGGGCCCGACAAGAUCGUGCGGCUGACCGCGACACGCGUCCGGAGCCAGGCCCAGUGGCACCCGGUCAUCCCGAUAAGUUGAAACCAACGCAGCGGAGGGGUAAGAACCCGUGCCUCCUGCCCUAACUUCUCCUUCUUGUUCUCGAUAUUCUUCUAUAAUUCUAUUCCAUCUACGUUUUCGCAUUUCCCUCCGGAAAUUUGAAAACCUUGAGCGGCGUUGUUUGGUACGCACAGAAAACGAUUUCGCUGGUGAGCGCAUCAUAAUUUUUGUAAAAUGGCUUCCGGAUAAAAAUAUUAAAAAAAUAUGAUAUCCACGUGUCACCGGUACAUCUCCACAUCUCUAAUUCAAUCCUUACACGUUAUGAAUAAAUUUUAUGGACAAGAAAACUAACGAUAGUUAGCGAUCAAAAUUAUUUUCUCGCUUCCAAAUGCUGAUCUUCCAAGUUCCUCGAACGGCAAUUGUUCAAUGAUAUAUGAAUUGUGAAAGAUAAUCGUGUCUUUGUGUCGCUUAUUUUCAAAACUUACCUUCCUCUUCUUGCAUCUCUCUAUAACUUGUUACUUUGACUUGUCGGGUCGCCGUUCCCGCAUAGGUACGUACAAAUGUCUGUCGCAGUUGGGUCGGGCCCGACCAUCCGGGAGGACUUCCGGGCCCACGACGCAUGCACUGACCGCUAGCUAUAGAUGGUUCAAGUCCCGCUCUGACGAGAAGCAAAAUAAUCUCGAUAAACACGAAUUGACAAAACGGGGUAUUACGUAUUGCGAGGAGAGUUCCGCAGCAUGCAAUGUCAAAAGUAUCGACCGGGGUUCGGAUAAUGUAAAUUUAAAAGAAUAUUUUUCAUCCAAUCAUGGAUCCAAAUGGUGCCUAUGUUUCUCGAUCGCGAAGCUACACCUGUGAAUUUACCCGAUGACGUAACCGCCGAUAUUCCGUGUGGCUUUCGGUCGUUGCUUCGCAACAUGCAGCGGUAAUUCACCACCGACGAGAGACUAGCUUAUCGUUAGUUUUCAAAUGAUACCAGCGAGCUUUUCAGGCACCCCGUCGCCCACCAAAUCCAUGCCUCUCGAGAAGCUGGAUGCCCGAAGCGGUGUUGUUUCCGAGUAGGAAAUCCGCAGUGAUUUUUUAUGGCCAGAGGAUACACGUAUAAUUAUAUGUAAAAUUAACCGAUCGGGACGAAGAGGACCGCGAAUCCUUUCCACUUAAAUUCAUUUAGGAAUUCCUCGACCGAACCGACUACGGGUCAUCGGCUCAUUGUUUUUGUGUCGGAUAUCUUCUGUACUCAAAUUCACAGAUGUACUUCAGGCUAAUCGCAAGUGAAAACGAUCAUCCCCGUAAACGUGAAGUGAAAAGUGGAAUUUCAUUUUAUCUCCAUGUUCCGAUCAACGUUUAAAGUUAUCCUAACUCGAGACGAGAUGAAUCAAAUUUUUCCAACAUUACAGAAUUUUCCGUAACAAUUCCAAUAAAGAAAUGUGAUAACACUUGGUCUUGCAAUGGGAUCCCGAGCUGCUCGCUCGCAUCAGCUGAUAGUUAUAUCAACUACAAUUUCCAUAUUUCCUCCUGGGUGAUGACGAUCACCCACUGUCGCUUAUUGCGAGAAUUAUACACAUAGAGGAUGAUGAAAAUCAUGAAUCAUUUUCCAAUAGAAAUCACGUUAUGAAAAUAUUAGCGAGUCCUGGUGGGUGUCACAAAAAAAAGUAUGCAGAACGACAAGGAGAUCGUCACACACGUCGCAGUUGACGAUUUAUUUUUUGUUGCGUGCGACAGAUGAAAGAAUACCGAUAAAGAUUAUUACGUGAAUAUAAAUACUGACCUAAAGAACCUGAGCCGUUGUCAUUUGUGUAGCGCUGAUUAUUAACUGUAAAAAUACUAAAAGUGCGUUGCCAACAAAUAUGUGAAAAGUUAGCAAUGUACAGUUAUUAUAAUUAAUACUUUCAUCGUCGUCAUCAUCAUCAUCACCAUCAUCAUGAUCAUCGUCGUCGUCGUCAUCAUCGUUAUUAUCAUCUUCAGAAUAAAUAGGCGGUUAUUAUUUUUCGGAAUAUUGUCAUAGUUUAUGCCGUAUCUUGAGAGCGUUACGCCUUAUACCAGGUAAAAUAAUACGAUUGAUAGGUACUACAUACUAAGAUUGUAGGAUAAAAAAAAAUUUGGGCGUAAGUUUGACUUUGUUUUGUCGUUGCUCUUACACAUUUUCUCGUUACCACUUGACUCUUAUUAAAUCACUAUCUAACCUUUGUAAAACCUAUUCUGAUAUAACUAUAUAAACUUACGCUGUCCAGGCGUCGUGAGAUGACCAAAUUAACGCUCAUUAUUACCGCGCCAAUCCUUUUCGGCUGUACCUAGUUAAUUAGAGCACUUACACAUACAUGAAUAUUACAGUAUAUUGUACUAUAUUAUAUUAUAUCGUAUAUGAUAUCAUAUAUGUAUAUCUCCUUUCAUAACCGAUACAUUUGUUCAUUUCUUGCUCAUUAUUGAAUAAUUGAUCUACCAAAUUAUAUUAUACUCUACUACUUGAUGAAUCAUUGAGGAUAUUAGAUGAUAACAAUAAAGAAAUUCAAUCGCUAAAGCAAAUUUGAUGUGAGUUAUUAUUAUAAACUAAUGUAUUAGACAUAUUACAUAGAUGUGACGAAAACAAAAUAAUAAAAAGAAAAAAAACGAACAAAUUGUGAUUUGGCCUGUAUGCCUGUAUAAUUACGUCAAGCUAAAAAAAAAAAAAAAAAGAUACAUUAUAUAUAUCAUUCAUAA
Messenger RNA from Athalia rosae (coleseed sawfly), 3599 nucleotides. RefSeq names its product neurocalcin homolog (gene Nca). The transcript is spliced from 5 exons. The record is from RefSeq and is a predicted model, not a curated record. The coding region runs from base 288 to 860 and encodes 190 amino acids. NCBI's taxonomy places the organism in Eukaryota, Metazoa, Arthropoda, Insecta, Hymenoptera, Athaliidae. Gene Ontology annotation, molecular function: calcium ion binding.